Molecule: messenger RNA, 1095 nt
Organism: Epithele typhae
Lineage: Eukaryota; Fungi; Basidiomycota; Agaricomycetes; Polyporales; Epitheliaceae
Product: major facilitator superfamily domain-containing protein
Exons: 5
Biological process (GO): transmembrane transport
Molecular function (GO): transmembrane transporter activity
Source: RefSeq, a predicted model, not a curated record
CUCAGCUUCCCGCUCAUCGGAUUUGCCUUUGUCAUAACACUCAUCUUGUUGAGGGUCCGUACACCCCCAGGAGAUGUCAAGGAGAAGCUGAAGCGCUUGGAUGUUUUUGGCAACUUGAUCUUCAUUUCCGGGACUACCGCUGCGCUCAUCGGGGUGACGUGGGCAGGUGUGCGAUAUCCGUGGGACUCGGCACAUGUGUUGGGCACUAUCAUCCCCGGCUUCAUCCUCAUUGCUGUGUUCUUCGCCUACGAGUGGAUUGUGCCGAAGGAAGCAAGCAUUCCGUGGCAAGUGGUCAACAACAGAACGACGGUCGCCGGGCUACUGGGGACGUUCUUCCACGGAAUCACCAGCCUCUCAGUGUUCUACUACAUGCCUGUAUACUUUCAGGCCUGCCACGGCGCGUCUCCGCUCCGGUCAAGCGUCAUGUUCCUUCCACUCGCGCUCACUAUGUCACCCUUCGCAUUCACCGCGGGCGGCCUCGUCCACGUCUUCAAAAAGUACCGCUGGGCGAUUCUGCUCGCCUGGUCGCUCUCACUCGUCGGCUUCGGCCUGCUCUCUACCCUCACCGCGGACAUUUCCACCGGGCACUGGGUCGGCUACCAAAUCGUCGUCGGCGUCGGCACCGGACUCCUCUUCACCGCGACGGUGUUCCCCCUGCUCGCCCCGCUCCCCGUCUCGCGCACCGCCGCGGCGCUCGCGUUCUUCUCCUUCUGCCGCACCUUCGCGCAGGCCUGGGGCAUCGCGAUCGGGUCCACCGUGCUCCAGAACGAGCUCGCGCGCACGCUCCCCGCCGGCUUCGCAGCGCGGUUCCCUACGGGGGCCGAUAUCGCGUACGCCGCGAUCCCCGCGCUGCGUGCGCUGCCCGACCCCACGCUCAGGGCGGUGGUGGAGGCGGCGUUCGCGCAGAGCCUGAGGGUGCUGUGGCUUACGAUGGUCGGGGUCAGCGGGCUGGGGUGGUUGAGUGUGUGGAUGAUGCGGGAGAUCAAGAUGGAGGUGAAGACGGACGCGACGUAUGGACUGAAUGAGGGGAAGAGGAGGCGGCGGGAUGUGGAGAAGGCGGCGCCGGGUGCGGAGGCGACUGAUGUGCAGAUAUAA